Opisthorchis viverrini is the source of this 381-nucleotide messenger RNA. RefSeq lists its product as hypothetical. Gene Ontology annotation, biological process: proteolysis. The annotation marks the transcript as partial. Gene Ontology annotation, molecular function: aspartic-type endopeptidase activity. Lineage: Eukaryota; Metazoa; Platyhelminthes; Trematoda; Opisthorchiida; Opisthorchiidae. The transcript is spliced from 3 exons. The record is from RefSeq and is a predicted model, not a curated record.
AUGUUCCAUUCCAGCGCUUUAGGCGGAGUUGAUGGGACUCUAAUAUUUGGAGAAUAUUCGAAGAAGCAAAUUCCUGGGAGAGUUUACCACGUUCCCUUGGUCCCUAGUUCACCUCCGGUCAAACACUGGAUCGUUCAGGUCGAAAGCAUUACUUGCGAAGAUGGUACUGUCUUGCUCGAGAACUUCUCGGCGCUCCUGGACACCGGCUCCACUAAAUCAUAUCUUCCUCCACCAUUCGUCAACCGUCUUUUCAGUGGGGAUUGGGCCAUGCCGAAUGAAAGUGGAGACAUAUCAUGUGAUGCCAUGCUGGAAAUGCCCGAGCUGAAAGUGAAAUUGCCUGAGCUCCACUUAUCCUGGGGUGCGAUGCAAUACAUUAUACAG